This is a messenger RNA of Didymosphaeria variabile, 2034 nucleotides long. RefSeq lists its product as uncharacterized. The transcript has 4 exons. The record is from RefSeq and is a predicted model, not a curated record. Gene Ontology annotation, molecular function: primary methylamine oxidase activity; copper ion binding; quinone binding. Gene Ontology annotation, biological process: amine metabolic process. Bases 1 to 2034 code for a protein of 677 amino acids. Lineage: Eukaryota; Fungi; Ascomycota; Dothideomycetes; Pleosporales; Didymosphaeriaceae.
AUGGCUGCUACACACCCUUUUGACCCUCUCUCCCCUUCGGAAAUUUCCAAGGCGGCCGCAAUCGUACGUGCACGGUUUGCGAAACAAGAUGUGAACUUCAGGGUGAUCACCUUGAAAGAGCCUCCUAAAAACGAGAUGAUUGCCUUCCUUGACCAAGAGCAUCGCCAGGUGCCUACGCAGUGGGUCCCAAUCCGUUGCGCGCGUGUCGAGGUGACGCUCAAGACCGCUGCCGGAGAGAAUGAGCUGCAAGAAAUGCAUGUGGAUCUUGAUAAGAGCUCUAUUCUGAAGCAAGAGAUCUUGAGGGGGAAGCACUCCUACAUCGAUUCUGGAUACAUGAAAGAAGUGGAAAACGCAUGCAUGGCUGACCAAAGGGUGCAAGAUGAGAUACAGAAGUUGGAUUUACCUCCUGGGGCAUCAGUCGUUGUUGAACCGUGGGCGUAUGCGACCGAUGGUGAGAAUGACAUGUCGAAGCGUGUUACUAUGUGUUGGUUCUACCUCCGCCUCUUGGAGCACCAAGAUGCCAACUACUAUGCAUACCCACUCGACAUUUGUGCGGAGAUCUCAGAGGAGCUAGAGAUCACCAAAGUCUAUCGUCUUCCGUCGUCUCCAGACGAGAAAGUUCACAACGAAGAUCGUCCUUUCGAUCGUCGAAAGAUUCAUUCAACUACCGCAAGCGAAUACCACCCCGAUCUACGCCCGAGCCCGCGCACUUCUACCACACCGUAUCAAGUGGUUCAGCCGGAUGGUCCGUCCUUCAAGGUUCGCGGCAAUCAGUUAAGUUGGGAAAAGUGGUCAUUUCGGGUGGGCUUCAACUACCGAGAGGGAUUGACGCUUCAUGAUAUUUAUUAUGAUGGUCGCAGCCUCUUCUAUCGUCUGUCACUUGCUGAGAUGUUCGUGCCUUACGGCGACCCACGCGCGCCAUACCCGAGGAAGGCAGCUUUUGAUCUGGGCAACGAUGGUGCUGGCAUCAACGCGAACAACUUAAAGCUUGGGUGCGAUUGUCUUGGCACAAUCAAAUACUUCGAUGCAUGGCACAACACACGAUCGGGAGAGCCCAUGAAGCUCCCUAAUGUCGUCUGCUGUCACGAGCAAGACGACGGUAUCCUAUGGAAGCACACUAAUUUCCGCACCGGACACGCAGUGGUAGCACGAUCUCGAAUUCUGGUACUGCAGACCAUCAUCACGGUCAGCAACUAUGAGUACAUCUUUGCCUUCCAUUUCUACCAGGACGCAUCCAUCUCCUACGAAGUUCGUGCUACUGGAAUACUGUCUACCGUUCCUACCAAAUACGGCGAGGACACCAAGAUUCCAUAUGGUACUAUCGUUGCGCCUGGAGUACUUGCGCCCUACCAUCAACACCUGUUCUGUCUCCGCAUCGACCCCGCUAUCGAUGGCCAGAAGAAUUCAGUAUCGAUCGAGGAGUCGCAAUCCAUGCCGCUCGACGAGAGCAAUCCUUUCGGCGUUGGGUACGUCACCAAGAGUCAUUACGUCGAGAAGGAGGAUGGCUUCGACCUGGACUUCACGAAAGCCCGAGCUUUCAAAUUCGUCAACGAAGCAAAGACCAAUCCGAUUACAAAUACGCCGGUUGGAUUCAAGCUCAUGCCUUUCUACAGCCAGAUGCUUCUAGCGGACAAGGGUUCCUUCCAUGCGAAGCGCUCAGAGUAUGGGCAGCACGCUGUCUGGGUGACCAGAUAUAGGGACGACGAGCUCUUCCCUUCAGGGCGGUACACGAUGCAGUCGAUGGGCGGAGAAGGCAUCGCAUCUGCCAUUCAGAAACGAGCUGCUUCUGGUGAUCAGGAUUGUGUCAGGAACAGCGAUGUGGUUGUGUGGCACACGUUCGGGUCUACGCACAACCCCCGCAUCGAAGACUGGCCUGUGAUGCCCAACGAGAAGAUGGUGGUUGGAUUGAAGCCUGUCAAUUUCUUCCUUGGGAAUCCAGGGUUGGAUGUUGCUCCCUCAACGCAGGAGAAGAAUAAGAGUGUACUGUAUACGGAGGACGACACUAGUCCUACUUGUUGCGCUUCUAGGUUGUAG